CUCGUCUCUUCCCAACAACAGCUUUAACAAGAUUGGGUCUUGGGGCCAUGGGUCCAGCUCGUGCUAGACAGCGAUCAAGAUGGGGCUGUAAAAACUGCAAGCUUCGACGGGUGAAGUGCGACGAAAUCAAACCCAUGUGUCGGCAAUGCCAGGCUUACGGUGUCUCCUGUAGUUUUAGCUUUACUCAGACUAAAACGCAGCCCCUACAACCCGUCAUCGAGCAUGUUUUUGCUCCGCCCUCGCCCUCGAUUGGAUUAUCUUCUUGGCUUUGCCCGACCGAUCGGCUGAUGAACCAAUUCCAACUACAAAUCGCCCCGACCAUGAGCUAUGGCAAACGGCUGGAUGUAUAUCAAACUCAGGUGGUCGAACUGGCACAGAUGACACCAUUCCUCAAGCAUGCCAUCACGACGGUAGCUUAUAUGUACCAGCGUCACACAACAACACCCUUCCGAUUAACCCCCGACUGGGCGGAAUUCUAUCACUGGGAUCGAGCCCUGUUUGGCUUCAAUCGGAAACUGUCGCAGAGCCCUCAACCUGGUGACAAAGCCGCCUUGCUCAGCACGUCCAUGCUGUUGUGGCUACUAGUCUUCUGCCACGUCGAUGCGUCGAGUCCAGAAGAGGCUUGGCCGUUAUCCCCGAAUCUCGUCAGCGGUCCCACUUGGUUAAGGAUUGCGCGAGGGAAAGACGAAGUCUGGCGCCAGAUGCCCUCCGCUCCGCGAGACAGUAUCUCAGCAGCUCUAGCACCGGUGGAAAACAAUCCGAUCAUGAAUCGGCCUGCUCCACCCCCGGCGCCUCUUCAAGGGGUUCCCGCCUCGUUUCUGCGGCUCUUUGAUCUGGGCACGGGAAAACAGUCGUCGGACUCUGAAGCGGUAUACCGUAGCGUCGCCGUCAACGUUGCGUGGGCGCUGUUCGGUGAUCGACCUCCUUUGCUGACUAUCCUGAGCUUCGUCACAUUUCUCAGCACCAUGUCGUCCAACUUCAAGCUGCUGUUGCUCGCGAAAGAUCCUCGGGCAUUGUUGUUACUGGCCUGCUGGUAUGCGAAGAUUAGGGGACUGGGAGUGUGGUGGAUGACCCCACGCACAGUGCUGGAAGGGGAGUCAAUUUGUAGGUAUUUGGAGCAAGGCUAUCCCGAAGAUCCAGAUCUACAGAAGAUGAUAGUAUUUCUCUGGGCGCUUUGAGUCAAAGGACAACAACAAAUAAGAUCAAAAACAAAGACAUACAACGGAAGGGACUCGCUGGUGGUCAGCUACCCAACUACUAAAGUCCUGGCGUGUGACUUAUUUCCAGCUGAGCCGACGAAAAAGCCUUUUUCUACACCAUGUGGUGGUAUGUCCAAUAUUCUUUGACAUCAGUAGUGUGGUAAAGGGAGCUGCAGGAAUCCGAGUUCUUUAAGCGGUGAGUAUGCAGCACCCAGACAGCUUGCUUGAUAUAGUAGCACACGGCCGUGAACACUUUUUGGAGGGCUAAAUGGUGCAUUUGUCGUGACAUAGCCGGCAGACUUCGAAAGGAUUCAUAUAUUUGCACUUCACUGUGCUGAAGGAGAAUUACG
This is a messenger RNA of Aspergillus aculeatinus CBS 121060, 1549 nucleotides long. RefSeq names its product Zn(II)2Cys6 transcription factor domain-containing protein. The record is from RefSeq and is a predicted model, not a curated record. NCBI's taxonomy places the organism in Eukaryota, Fungi, Ascomycota, Eurotiomycetes, Eurotiales, Aspergillaceae. The transcript has 3 exons. Gene Ontology annotation, biological process: regulation of transcription by RNA polymerase II. Gene Ontology annotation, molecular function: DNA-binding transcription activator activity, RNA polymerase II-specific; zinc ion binding. The coding region runs from base 48 to 1178 and encodes 376 amino acids.